Chenopodium quinoa (quinoa) is the source of this 749-nucleotide messenger RNA. RefSeq names its product transcription elongation factor SPT4 homolog 2-like. Bases 128 to 481 code for a protein of 117 amino acids. Gene Ontology annotation, cellular component: DSIF complex; nucleus. Gene Ontology annotation, biological process: mRNA processing; positive regulation of DNA-templated transcription, elongation; chromatin organization. The record is from RefSeq and is a predicted model, not a curated record. Gene Ontology annotation, molecular function: zinc ion binding; RNA polymerase II complex binding. The transcript is spliced from 5 exons. Lineage: Eukaryota; Viridiplantae; Streptophyta; Magnoliopsida; Caryophyllales; Amaranthaceae.
GCAGUGAGGCGGGUGGUAUAGUACAUUGAUACUCCGUCGUAAACUCGUAACUCCAUUCCAUUGUUGUGAUUUUGGGAGGUAAAUAAACAUUCCAUUGGCAGGCAACGCAGAGAGAAAGAGAGAGAUAAUGAGAAGCGUGGUGGCACAGAUACCCACCAGCUUUGGACAUGAGCUUAGAGCUUGCCUUCGCUGCAGACUUGUCAAAACCUAUGAUCAGUUUAGGGAAUCAGGAUGCGAAAAUUGUCCCUUCUUUGGCUUGGAUAAAGAUCAUGAGCGUGUUGUUGAGUGUACUACUCCUAAUUUCACUGGGAUAAUUUCUGUUAUGGAUCCAAGUCGGAGCUGGGCUGCUCGCUGGCUACGCAUUGGAAGAUUUGUUCCUGGAUGCUACACCCUUGCUGUAUCAGAGGCACUUCCUGAGGAAUUCCAGGCUAUUUGUGAGGAUGAGCGUGUUCAAUAUGUGCCUCCGAAGCAAAAGUCUUAGGUUAUAGGUUUGUGGAUAUGGCAAUGAUGACUGUUGUACACAAGCUAAUGCUAAGCUACAAAUUCAGUCAGUUAACUAUGUUUGGGAAGAUUAGUGUCAUAACCUUCUAAUUAAAAUGUCUACUUUUUAAUUGUACUUGUUUGAAUGUGGAACGUUCGAUGCCGUAGGUAAAUGUGUUGAAUUUUAUAAAGUUGGGGCUUUGAAAAACUUACUAUUGUUUAUAGGUUCAAGUCAAUAUGAUAUGCGAAUAUGGGAUUAAUCAAGCCUA